This is a messenger RNA of Histoplasma mississippiense, 1422 nucleotides long. RefSeq lists its product as hypothetical. The record is from RefSeq and is a predicted model, not a curated record. The coding region runs from base 1 to 1422 and encodes 473 amino acids. NCBI's taxonomy places the organism in Eukaryota, Fungi, Ascomycota, Eurotiomycetes, Onygenales, Ajellomycetaceae. The transcript has 4 exons.
AUGUCGACAGAUCCGGCGCUUAGCGGGCGCGUUGGUCACCUUACAUACCAGGAGGAAACGAAACUUAGGGAGUUUUGGGCGGUCCUUUUCAAGAUAUUCAAAAUCAGCCAGGCUGAGAGCGUCGGAGUCGAGUGGGCGGAUAGUUUAUUACCUCUCCAAAAAACCCAAAGCACAACUGCGAACACGACGGACACCUCCUCCGUGACCUCGAAGAAGAAGACAGUCACAAAGAAACGGUUUGGCUUCUUCGGUAGAUCUAAUGAGACUGUGGAGGAGAAGGAAGAAAUUUCGACCACCAGUGGUCAAACUGUGGCUAGCCAGUUCAAGAUGGCGGACGAUGACGAUAAAUAUGGGCUGAACAAGGAAUUCUUGACUGCUUUAGCCAGUCAAUCACCCGAGGAGCUACGGAUGACCUUCUGGAACGCGAUUAAGCAAGAUAACCCGGACGCUUUCUUGCUUCGAUUCCUCCGGGCAAGGAAGUGGGAUGUCCAGAAAGCCCUGGUGAUGUUGAUAUCUACUCUUAGAUGGAGAUCCCAGGAGUGGAAGGUGGACGAUGAGAUCGUGUUUAAAGGCGAGGCUGCAUUCCAUGAGAACAGCAAGAGUGACGACCCCAUCAAGAAAAAGGAGGGCGAGGAUAUGCUUCAUAUGAUUGGAAUUGGCGAGGCAUAUUGCCGUGGCAAGGAUAAGCUCGGCAGACCGAUUUGCUAUACCAAUGUUAUUGUCUUCGAUAUGACCGACUUUGGACUGGCAAAUAUGGACUAUAUACCCGUUAAAUUCAUCAUCAAAUGCUUCGAAGCCAACUAUCCUGAAAGCCUCGGUGCGAUUCUCGUCCAUAAAGCACCCUGGAUAUUUUCCAGCUUCUGGGCAAUCAUCAAGGGCUGGCUGGAUCCUGUAGUCGCUUCGAAAGUCCACUUCACAUCGAACUACCAAGAACUAGAAAAAUUUAUUGCCAAGGAAGCCAUUCCCCGAGGCCUUGGGGGUAGUGAUGACUACGAGUACAAGUACAUAGAGCCCAAGGCUGGCGAAAAUGACCAGAUGAAAGACACCGCUAAAGCUGCCGCACUCAAAGAUGAACGAGCUAAGAUCGUUGAUGAGUUUCAAAAGGCGACGCUAGACUGGAUAAACAUUUCUUCCAACGCCGCAGAUAAGGCUGAAGAUAUUAAAAAGAAGAGGCAAGAUAUCGCCUCACGACUGAGUGAUUUCUACUGGAAGCUUGAUCCAUAUAUCCGAGCGCGCUCCGUCUACGAUCGUAUAAAGGACGCCGAAAAUGCAGCCACUGCUGUUACAGCAACGAAAACAGAGGCUUCUCCUGUGAAGGCGCAGGAGCAGACCACAGUGUCAGAAAAGUCUGUAACAGAUACGCUCGGGCCUCAAAGCCACGUUGUGGAGACACCGGUUGUGGCUGCGGCUGCGGCUAACUAG